UACAAUACGUACUUCCGAACCACCGGGCAGCCAUUAUCGCCAGCACAACUGCCGCCAUGGCGACGCCGGCGGAUGCGACGCCGUCGCGCGCACCCCAGCGCCGCUUCAAGGGGUGCAGUAAAAUCGGCGAGUACGAGAUGAUGCAGAAGCUGGGCGAGGGCACUUUUGGUGAAGUCCACAAGGCGCGUCAGCGCUCGACCGGCAGCGUCUUUGCGCUCAAGAAGAUUUUGAUGCACAACGAAAAGGACGGCUUUCCGAUUACGGCGCUGCGGGAAAUCAAGCUCCUCAAGAUGCUGUCGCAUCAAAACGUGCUCAAGUUGGAGGAGAUGGCGGUAGAGCGUCCCAAGACCGAGGGCAGGAAACGCGCAAUACUGUACAUGGUUACGCCCUACAUGGACCACGAUCUAUCGGGUCUGCUUGACAACCCCGAGGUCAAGUUCCAAGAAUCGCAGAUCAAGUGUUACAUGCUCCAACUCUUCAAAGGCCUAGCAUAUCUCCACGAUAACCACAUAUUACACCGAGACAUGAAGGCAGCUAACCUGCUCAUUAACAACCGCGGACGCUUACAGAUAGCCGACUUUGGUCUCGCGAGACACUACGACGAGCCCGUACCCCAGCGCGGCAGGGGCAACGGCGAGGCGAAACGCGAAUACACUUCACUCGUCGUCACUAGGUGGUACCGGCCGCCCGAGUUGCUCCUGCAGCUCCGAAAAUACACUCCGGCCAUUGACAUGUGGGGCGCGGGCUGUGUGUUUGGUGAAAUGUUCAAGCGGAAGCCCAUCCUCACAGGCCAGAGCGACAUACAUCAGGCGCAGAUCAUUUUCGAGCUGGUCGGCUCUCCCACCGACGUGAGCAUGCCGGGCUGGAACGAGCUGCCAGGAGCUGAGCCAGUUCGCAACUUCGCACCAAGCACGGGCAAUAUUGCACAAAGAUUCCGCGAACUGAGUCCGGUUGGACUGUCGCUAAUCAAGGAUCUCAUGAGGCUUGACUGGCGGAAACGUAUCAAUGCCCUUGAUGCUAUCGACCACCCCUAUUUCCGGGAGAACCCGCUGCCCAUGCGCGAAGAAGACAUUCCACAUUUUGCCGACUCGCACGAAUUGGAUCGGCGAAACGCGCGCGGCCAGAGACAAGCGCUUCCUCCAGCGCCACAAGGCGGCACGGUUGGCGGAGGUCCAAAUGGCGAAUGGACAGGCCAAGGCCCGCCACCACAGUCAUGGCAGAAUGGCGACCGAAGAUAUGGCGGCCCGCAAGACCGAGGUCCACCCGGUGUGGACCGCAGAGGUGGCGGCUACGACCGGCGUCCAUACGAACACCGACCGCCUCCGCCUCCACCACCAGGCGAGCGACGGCCAAACUGGGGCGGCGGCGGCGGAGGAGGAGGACACAAUGGGCUCCCUGCUCCACCCGCAGACGGCCGACACCCUCUCCCACCUGUUCCACGCUAUGGCCCUGACGGUGCCGACCGCCGCAGAGGACCAGUCCCUCCAGGCGACACCUACAUCCCCAGUUACGGAGCUGAAGGGCCCCGCCGCUCCCGGGAACCAGACGACCGUCCGCGCCGAGGCUCCCGCGACUCUGGAAAUUCACGUGAAGGCUACACUGAUGACCGCGCCGAUCGCAACCGGGCUUACCGCGACCGCAACAACAACCGAAAUUUUGCUCAAGAGAGACGAGACGGGCGCACACGGUCGAGAAGUCCCGAACGGAGAGACAAUCGAGGCAGGGACGCAGGCAGGGAGAGAGACGCAACUGAUAUUUAUAGGAGAAGAUAGCCAUGUCUCUCAUUCUUGUGGGAACAGAUAACAGUCUUGGAUCUCGAGCUCUUAGCGCAAGUAGACAGUUGAUAUGUGAAAAGGGAGUGAAUGGAAGAGAUUGCGAACAGCUCGACGGAGGGGGAAUUGUUUUGUAUUUUUAUAUGGCCGAACCAAGGGAGGGAGGGCCACAUUGCUGCGCGUCUGAUAACACAAGGACGACUUACACACACACACACACAAGCAUGACUGAUAGGAAGAGGAUGAAGUGGUCAUGGUGGAGAGAUUCUGGUCAAACGUACGGCAUUAUCCUUUCAACACAUCCAUCCAUCCAUCCAUUCAUCCAUACACACAUUUUUCUUGCAAUCGUUCAUCUGGGCCGCAUAU
Messenger RNA from Exserohilum turcica Et28A, 2138 nucleotides. RefSeq lists its product as uncharacterized. Bases 57 to 1772 code for a protein of 571 amino acids. Gene Ontology annotation, molecular function: cyclin-dependent protein serine/threonine kinase activity; ATP binding. Gene Ontology annotation, biological process: protein phosphorylation. The transcript has a single exon. The record is from RefSeq and is a predicted model, not a curated record. Gene Ontology annotation, cellular component: nucleus. Lineage: Eukaryota; Fungi; Ascomycota; Dothideomycetes; Pleosporales; Pleosporaceae.